Octopus sinensis (East Asian common octopus) is the source of this 675-nucleotide messenger RNA. RefSeq lists its product as uncharacterized. The record is from RefSeq and is a predicted model, not a curated record. The coding region runs from base 1 to 675 and encodes 224 amino acids. The transcript has a single exon. NCBI's taxonomy places the organism in Eukaryota, Metazoa, Mollusca, Cephalopoda, Octopoda, Octopodidae.
AUGUUCGGAACUGAUUGGCUGGGGUUGUUUGAUUUAGGGGACCACCCCAUAAAUCUGUUUUGUAAAAACAUAAAUGAUUGUUCUUCCAGUAAGAAUACGGCAUCAGAUGAAUUGAAGAAAAAAAUUUUAAAUGCUUUUUCUGAAAUACUGUCGGAUAAAUUAGGUUUGCGUACUAAGACUGAAGCAUGUUUCCAAAUUAAGGAAAAUGCAAUACAAGUGUUCAAACCAAAAAGAACGGUACCUUUUGCUGCGAUAAAGCAUGUCGAUGAAGAAUUAGACAGAUUAGAGAAAAUUGGAGUCAUCCAAAAAGUGGAAUAUGCAAAAUGGUCAGCUCCAACAUCGUGUAUUAAAAAAAAAAAAAAAAUUAAGGUUUGUUCCAAUUUUUUCACUGGAUUGAAUGAAUGUGUGGAAAUGUGUCACUAUCCGCUACGUACUCCGGAGGAUAUUUUUACGAAGUUAAAUGGGGGCACGAUAUUUUCAAAACUGAAUAUACAUAAAGGACUAUAUAAAUAUGACAGGUUUCCAUUUGGUCUAAAGGUUGCACCUACAAUUUUUCAACAGGUUAUGGAUGCAGUGUUAGCAGACUGUGAAUUCACAAUUCCAUACCUGGAUGAUAUAUUAAUUAAAAGUGAAUCUCGUGAUCAGCAUGUCGAGCAGGUAAAAUGUGUUUUUUGA